AUGGCGGGCUGAAUGGCCCCUGUCAGUGCAUGCCUGUUCGGGCGUCCUUAGCUUUGAACAAGCGAGAGCUGAACGUGGUAGCGAUAAACGCGGCAUUGUUUUCUUUUUCCCUCGCGUGAGCCAUGCAGGCUUUGCGGAGACAGUAAAUCACAGAACGAUGAAUCCCGUUUUGUGCACAGGUCUCAAGACGGUCUAAUGUAAUUAAUUAAUAGAUCUUACACACUCGGGGGAAUAUUGAUUCCGUGUUAUGAUGCUUUCUUCUGUUGUGCGAGGUAUUCAGUUAAGCGACAAGCUGCUGGGAGCGCCCGUGAAGUGGUCGCGCGUGCAGCAUAGGAGAGCGUUUCUAAGGACUUGGGUAUGUUUCAGGUUGGGGCAAGGGUUGAGCCGCAGCGAAUCUCUCUUGCACCCUGGGGUAGCCUUUGAGGAAGUAAAGAGGAACUUUUGGACUCCAGAAAGGGCCCUGAGAGCAGGUAGGUCUGAGAACAGCAGCACGCAGGUGUCGGUGUCAAGAAGCCAAAAAGGAGGAGGAGGGUCCUUGUCAGCUGCUCAGAAAGUGAAAGAAGCUGGAAGAGAUUUCACAUAUUUAAUAGUGGUGGUUGUUGGGAUCGGCAUUACAGGUGGUUUAUUCUAUGUGAUUUUUAAAGAGUUGUUCUCUUCCUCCAGUCCCAGUAAGAUCUAUGGCGAUGCUUUAGAGAAAUGCAGAGCUCACCCUGAGGUAAUAGGUGUUUUUGGUGAACCCAUAAAAGGUUAUGGUGAAGCAACACGCCGAGGGAGAAGACAGCAUGUAAGUCACAUUGAGUACAUAAAAGAUGGGCUGAAAUAUAUGCGUCUAAAGUUCUACAUUGAAGGAUCAGAGAAAGGAAAACAAGGGACAGUACAUCUGGAAGUGAAAGAGAAUCCUGAAAGUGGAAGGUAUGAAUAUCGCUACAUAUUUGUGGAUAUUGAUGUCUACCCUAGAAGAACCAUCAUCGUUGAGGACAAUAGAUAAGGAAAGAACUAGAAAAACCCUCCAUUAUUAUGACAGUUCUUCACUGCCACAAUAAGCUUAAUAAGUUAACAAAAGUGGGAUGGAUGAAACAAAUAAGACCCAGAAGAUUAUUUCAAAUCUUCAUGUAUUAUCAGCAUCAUGCUAGUGGAACCAAUGGGCUUAUGACUAAUUCUGUGACUUCAAUGCUGGAAGUAGAAAUCAUGGUUUUAAUAGGAAAUGCAAACAGUGUUGACACACUGCAUAUAAAUUGGCAACAAGCUGUGACAACAGCAGUGCUGUCAAGGAACUGUUAAUAGUUCCUUGUGUGAUUUUACAACACACACAUCAUUCACUGUCAUCUAGCAUUUCAGGACAAAUUUCUCCAGUUAAAUACGGAUGACGUACCCUUAAUGCAAUAAAUAUGACAUGCCAAAUAUAUAGACAAUCCGUAACGUACUCUUAUGCUCAGGAUCUGGAUAUAUAUUAUGAUCCAGGGUUUCUGAUUGGACAUUACUAUUUUUAGUAAGAGUAUAACUCAGAUUAUUGUUUUACAGCAGGAUAUCGGGUUUCACUGGAUGAUUUCUCAUUUUGAUUUUGAGUAAAAAUGGUGCUUUCUAGGGGAGAGGAAGUGAUAUAUUUCCUCCCCCUAAAUCUCAAAUGUCAUAACAUUCAGCUUUAUCAGUACUCCAUUUGAUCGUUUGCUUGCUGUUGCUUUGGCACCAUUUUCUUUCCUCUCAUUCUGGUGUGUUCUUCCUUGGUUAGUCACAUAGGCAAUCAGGGAUCACAUAGUGAACAGGAUAACGUAAUGUUUUAUAGCCAAUCCGAUUUGGUCAUCUGACAAAUACAACUGAGGCAAACGAAGCCAGUGUAGAGGGGCGUCAGUGCCUCUCAGAUCAGUCAUAUGUUGAUCCCAGUCAAUUAGGGAUUAAAGUAGGAUCAGUCUGCAUGCUAAUGUUAUUGAUUGCAAACAAGUCCAGUUGGAGUAGCUUUGUCGUCUCUCCAAAUAGGUAAAACGCUUUCUCCCCCCUUGAUAAAUCACUGAAAGGUAAGAUACUUUUUGAUGCUGCCAAAAUAGUGGCAAAAAUGCCUUCCACUCUCAUCUUUUCAGCUCAUUCCCAGCAGUGUCUGGUUUGUUUGCCUGAUAAUGGAGAGGCGGUAUAAUAUCUAACGAAUGGUUUGUCUAUGGCUUGGUUUGAAUACAGCCAGAGUAUUGCCAUCUAGUGGGACUUAUGGCAAACUGCAUCAGUUAAGAGUUCAAUCCUAAACAGAGGUACAUUCUGACUUAAGUGAACUUGGAAGUUGUAACUCUGUUUAGGAUCAUAUGCUUAAUUCCUUUUCAGCUUAUCAUGGUCUACAGUCCAUAUUACAAAGUGUAGUUUUGUAAUAGAGUUUUUCUUGAUCUUAAGUUUCUUAGUUAUUUAAUUGAGAGGAAAUGAGAAAGAAAUUUUACUUACCAAUUAACCUUUAAAGGAAGUAGAAGCAAGCUUUCACACCAAGUACCAUCAAAUUUACCAGAUGUAAUAAAGAGUUCAGUGAUACUGUAAAGACAAAUGAGUUUGUUAUGGUAUAAGAGCCUCCUUUCAAAAACUGUAUUAUAUUAUUGCUGGACCUUCCUUUUAAAAACUGUCCUAAGGAAGUAUGAAGUCUGCUAGAAAAUUUCCAUUAUAUUUCUAAAUGCAAUAGAGAACAUUACAUUAAACUUCAAUCUGCAUCA
This is a messenger RNA of Eublepharis macularius, 2681 nucleotides long. It is a transcript of the gene TIMM21, whose product is annotated as translocase of inner mitochondrial membrane 21. Bases 248 to 988 code for a protein of 246 amino acids. Gene Ontology annotation, cellular component: TIM23 mitochondrial import inner membrane translocase complex. The transcript has 6 exons. The record is from RefSeq and is a predicted model, not a curated record. Lineage: Eukaryota; Metazoa; Chordata; Lepidosauria; Squamata; Eublepharidae. Gene Ontology annotation, biological process: protein import into mitochondrial matrix.